Molecule: messenger RNA, 1953 nt
Organism: Scophthalmus maximus (turbot)
Lineage: Eukaryota; Metazoa; Chordata; Actinopteri; Pleuronectiformes; Scophthalmidae
Gene: spra
Product: sepiapterin reductase a
Exons: 3
Coding region: 83-892 (269 amino acids)
Biological process (GO): tetrahydrobiopterin biosynthetic process
Molecular function (GO): sepiapterin reductase (NADP+) activity
Source: RefSeq, a predicted model, not a curated record
ACACUCUCUCUCUCUCUCUCUCACACACACACACACUCUCUCUCUCUCUCUCUCACCGGUCCCUCUCUGCGGCUCCAGAACCAUGUCGUCCACCGAGCGCGCCCCGGACCUCGGCCGGGCCUUGUGCGUCAUCACCGGCGCCUCCAGAGGCUUCGGUCGGACCGCGGCGAGGCAGAUGUCGCGGCUGCUGAAGCCGAGCUCCGCGCUCGUGCUGGCGGCUCGAUCCGGCGACGAGCUCCGCGCUCUGCAGGCGGAGCUCGUCGCCGACGCGGAGGCAGGUGGCGGCGGCCUCCUGGUGGAGGUCGUGCCGGCGGACCUGGCUCAGCCCGACGCACUGGAGCGCGUCGUGGCGGCGUCCGCGCGCUGCUUCAGGCCGGACAUGGACCAUGUGAUCCUGCUCAACAAUGCAGCCUCCCUGGGUGACGUGUCCCGCUACGCCAAGAGCUUCACCAACAUGGCCGAGGUGGACUCCUACCUGUCCCUGAACGUCAGCUCUUCCCUGUGCCUCACCGCCAGCAUCCUGCAGGCGUUCCCUCAGCGUCCGGGUCUGCGGCGCACCGUCAUCAACCUGUCGUCACUGUGCGCCGUGCAGCCGUUCCGCUCCUGGGUGCUGUACUGCACCGGCAAGGCUGCGCGGGACAUGAUGUUCAGGGUCCUGGCCGAGGAGGAGCCGGACGUCAGGGUGCUCAACUACUCUCCAGGACCUCUGGAUACAGACAUGCAGAUGUUGGCCCGAUCCAGAACAGCUGAUCCCGACAUCAAGAAGUCUUUCUCCAACAUGUUCGCUCAGGGCCAGCUGCUCACCUGCGAGGCGUCCUGCACCAAGCUGGUGAAGCUGCUGCUGGAAGACAACUACGUCUCCGGAGCUCACGUCGACAUCUACGACGUGUAGACGCCGCCGUGCCUCCGGGCAUUCAGCCGUGUGCCAUGUGAUUCCUAUGAGCCUGGAUUUUAAAUUGGAAAUUCUAGUUCUUCUUACAGUCGUAAGUGCCGAAGUUAAAGGGUCAGUGUGAAGGAUUCAUUCACCAGAAAUAUUAAUGUGUUCAAAAACUGAGAAUCAUUGGGCCUCAUGCGAGAGCGACAGGUGGACGAUUGCAAACUGUUCGUACCUGAAAGAAACGGUUCUUGCAUGAGGCACAUUGAUCUUGUUACAUAAGAACAAACCUGUAUAUCUACAUCAGGACCUCCACGCAGUCCGCCAUGUUUCUACAGUAGCCCAGAGUGGACAAACUCUCAGGACACUGGCUGUAGACAGGUCCUUUCAUAUUUUUAUGUCACCUUAAGGCCACCGUAGGUUUCUCCACCAAGUUUGAAAGGGAAGGAGUUUCGAGUGAGUUGCAAUCUGCCCCCUCACCACUAGAUGCCACUGAACCCAACUUCUACUUCGUGUGUAGCCUUGGUUUGGCUAAUGAGAUGGAUCGAACCCAAGUUCUUUUAAUUUACUUUCAAAACAUUCCAGCGAAGGUUCGUUCACCGUCCUGCCAGCAGAGCUGCCGCCGGUGUCACCAGCUCCUGCAGAGGCAGAGACGCCAGAAGACAUAAAGUACAUUUGUAGAUAAAUGGUUAAACAGCAUUCAUCAUGGUCACAAGGAAAAAUUAAACUUCAUGCAUAGAAUCUUACAAACUUAUUUUUCCGGCUCAAUCCAGAGUCAAACAGCAGCUCACGUCAGAGGAUUGGAAUCUAAGGGAAACAACUUUUUUAUAGAUGCCGAUGCUUCUUCGAUACAUUCUGCAGGUGUGUAGCAGCACAUUACCAGUAACUUAUCAGCCGGAGACACACAGGUGAAUAUCUCUGAGCCACUUUGGGACCAAGACUGAAACCUAAAAUCUGUGAAACUCUUUUCUGUUGUCGCGUCUGCUUUGGUGUCGUUUCAUGUCGUCUCUGCCCUCGUUGUGUGACAUCAGCUGUUCUUUUGUAAACUCGAUAGUGAAUGUUUCAGAAAUAAAUCAAUG